AUGGUCUUCGGCAACCCCAAACAGCGCACAGUGGACUAUCCGUUGCAGUCACCCCCAUUGAACUGGGAACAGCGCCCUAAGAUCUCAAUAACGGUGACGUCGCAGGCCACUCGGCCGAUCACCAUCUUCACCUGGCCCACGAUCUUCCACCUCAGCCUCGCCCAGAGCCGCGACAACUUCACCUGUCUAGAUUUGACAACCGAGUCUGCCAUGCGGCUAUCAACAACAAGAGGCCCCCAGCGCCAGCCAUUUUCGCGUACGAAAGGGCACUCAGACGAGCAGUAUUUCUGCACGCUCGAUCCGGGCGUGCCAGUGAUCUUUAGCGGUGGGCUGCGUGUCGCGAGCUCAGUGGCGGGCGGGCUGCAGGCGGGCCAUAGGUAUCGGUAUGGGGUGCAAGAGGGUGAGCAGGUCCAAUGGUGGAGAUGGGGGAGAAAAGAUGGUGUGUUGGCGCCGUCAGGGCAGAUCGAGGAUUUGGAUGAUCCGGAUGGUGAGCCCAUCAUGAUUUCAGCCGAGCCAGUAGAGUUUGAGGUGAAGUAA
Saxophila tyrrhenica is the source of this 537-nucleotide messenger RNA. RefSeq lists its product as uncharacterized. The record is from RefSeq and is a predicted model, not a curated record. NCBI's taxonomy places the organism in Eukaryota, Fungi, Ascomycota, Dothideomycetes, Mycosphaerellales, Extremaceae. The coding region runs from base 1 to 537 and encodes 178 amino acids. The transcript has a single exon.